CCCCCCUCCCCCUCUCCUCUCACUCCCUCUCCCUCCCCAUUAUCCCCGAAGGGAAAAAAAUGGCUCAGGUUUAGCCUUUCUGCGACUAGAUGGAUAGAUUCUGUUGACCUCACAUGUAAACUGUUCCUUCGUAUAUACAGAACCAUUCUCCCCCCUCUCGGUUUAUCCGAAUUGGCCAUGGUCAACGAGAACCAUGUCGAUCCAGUCCAGUGAACCCCUCAACCACGAGGAUGAACCCUUUCUAUCUGCCCAGCAGCAGCAGCAGCAACAAGAGGCGGAGGAGGAGGAAGAGGAGGAGGAGGAUGUCAGAUUGAUCAACAAGAAGAUCCGCUUCCGACUCAUGGUCACCCUGUUUGCCAUGAUUCUGGCCGUCGAAGUCGGUAUCUGUAUGUCUAACGGUCCGGUCACCCGCAUAUUCGAGUCAAUCGCCUGCCGCGAAUAUUAUCAGCAGUAUGAUCCCACGCAAAUCGGCGCCAAUGGGCAGGUUGAUGAAGAUCUGUGCAAAAUCAAGGAGGUUCAGCAGGAUCUGGCCGCCGUGAAGGGCUAUAUGGAGUUUUUCGAUGGAACGCUGAGUGCUAUUCUGGCGAUUCCCUAUGGUCUUAUGGCAGACCGAUUUGGCCGGAAGUCCACCAUCUGUCUGAGUAUUCCUGGAUUCGCCCUCAAUUGCCUCAUGCAGCUCGCUGUCAUGUGGUUUCCUGAUACCUUCCCUCUGCGAACCGUGUGGGCGUCCUCGCUGGCCUGGCUGCUGGGCGGUGGCCCUGUUGUGGCGUUUGCGAUUAUCUGGACGAUGAUGUCGGAUGUGUCUACUGAGGAGGAACGGGCGGCCAUCUUUUUCAAGUUCGGAGUGGCCGGUAUGGGAGCCGAUUUCGCAUCCAGCGCGGCCAGUUCGUGGCUGAUGGCCCUCGAUCCGUGGUUGCCCCUGUUGCUGGGCUGGGGCCUGGCUGUUAUUGGCAUGUUCUUUGCUCUGUCCUUGCCAGAGACCAUGGGUGCUUUCCCCGGGGCUGGAUCGAAGAAGUCGACCAAUCUCGAACUGGGACAGAUCUUCUCCAGCCAAUCCGAAUAUAAGACGGUGCCGACCAAAGAACAAGAGCAGGAGGUCUCGAGUGAUGACGAGGAGACAGGGCCCGAGGACGCGUACGCCGAUGAGAAGAGCGGCGCUGCCCCCGCGACUCAACAGUCCUUGUUCGCCGUGGUGAAGCGUCGAAUCCGGGCGUAUUUCGCCCCAUACGCAUUCAUUGUCGAGAACCGUCAGAUCAUGCUCCUUCUGUCGGCCUUCCUCGUCUACCGACUCAGCCGCGGCUCGUCCUGGUUCCUGGUGCAAUACAUCUCCACCCGAUUCAAAUGGACUCUGGCAGAAGCCAACUUCCUUAUGUCGUUCAAGCCCGCACUCACUAUCCCGCUGUUCCUCUUUGUCCUGCCCGCCAUCUCGCGACGCUUGCUCAAGACCAUGAAGCCCACACAGAAGGAUCUCAGUCUGAUGCGGGUCAGCAUCGUGUUUCUCGCGGUGGGCACCCUGGGGAUCGGGCUCUCGAGCCAUGUAUACAUGCUCAUCCCGAGUCUGCUUCUGCAGACCUCUGGAUCCGGAUUCGUCUUCCUGACGCGCUCGCUGAUCACGACGCUGGUCAAGCGGGAGGAGACGGCGCGGCUGUUUACGAUUAUCGAGGUGUUGCAGUCGAUGGGCAAUGUGGUUGCUAGCUUGUCUAUCACGACGGUGUUUCAGAUUGGUCUGGAGCUGGGAGGCCCGUGGAUUGGUCUUGCGUGGAUGAUGACUGCUACCGCGUUCACACUGGUGGGGCUGGCGGUGUGGUCGGGCAUUGCACCCUUCCUCCCCAUUCCUCCUCAGCCCGUCAGCUACCUCCAGAUUCCUGUCCGCAUCCUCCUGUUCUGGAUCCGACUGCCGCUGUUUGUGUUCGCCUGCCUGAGUUUCUUCCUCGUGCUGCAAUGGCUUCCGAUCGGCUCGCUGGGCAAGAAGGCGUCUCUGUGGUGUAUCCUGGGCAUACCCAGUAUAUGGUGGAUUGACCUGCAGGUCGACGGCGUGCGCAAGGGAUCCCUCCACAAGCAACACCAGACCCGACUCCCCGGCCCAGGCUCCGUCAUCGCCUCAUCCUUCACCUCCCCCAUCGACCCUCUCUACCUGGCCGCGAUCUUCGACCCCAUUUUCACCGCGUGCUACCCCAACACCUCCGAAGUCGAGCAAAUCUCCCUCUUCCAAGCGAUCCUCCGCGCCUUUAGCACCCCGCAGCCCACCCCUCCCCCGACCAAAAGAUUAGUUAGUCUUGACGCCCUCCUCCGCAGAUACCCCGGCCGCCCAAUCGUCACUUUUCCAGAGUGCACCACCACCAACGGCCGCGCCAUCUUGCCUCUAAGCCCGGCCCUCCUGACCGUCCCGACCGCCACCAAGAUCUUCCCCAUCAGCCUCCGCUACACCCCCGUGGACGUGGUCACCCCGCUUCCCGGAAGCUACGUCAGUUUCCUCUGGAACCUCCUGAGCAAACCCACGCAUUGCAUCCGCGUCCGCAUUGCCGGCGCCGUCACCCCCACAACCUCCUCCACGUCUUCCACGGCUGCAUCCGCCCCCGCAUCAGCCGCCAAGGCAUCGACAACAGCCCGUAAAAACAACUACGACACCAACUACCUCGACACACUCGACGCCUCCAUCUCCACCCGCAGCCCGUCCUCCUCCCCCGAAGCCACGGGCGUCCCGGACACGGCGCUCCUGGAUCAUGUCGCGGACUCGAUGGCGCGCUUGGGCCGCGUCAAGAGAGUGGGAUUGAGUGUGAGAGAGAAGGUGGAUUUCGUGCGUGCCUGGACGCGGACGCGCUGGGUAUGGUAGUCUUACUUCUCUUUUUUACUUCUUUCUCUCUCCCAUGUACCCUUUCUCUGCGGUCUCCUGCCGCUGAAGGGGGCAGCAGGCAGCAGGCAGGUGGGUAGCAUUGUGUAUGAAUGAAUCCGGGACGGUAUAUUCUUUCAGGAUGUGGAUGGAGUAUGUUGUAUGUACUCUUUUUAUCAUAUCUCUUCUUUCCAUUCGUUUAUAGUUAUGUAUGUGUG
Aspergillus saccharolyticus JOP 1030-1 is the source of this 3048-nucleotide messenger RNA. Its product is annotated as MFS general substrate transporter. NCBI's taxonomy places the organism in Eukaryota, Fungi, Ascomycota, Eurotiomycetes, Eurotiales, Aspergillaceae. The transcript has 6 exons. Gene Ontology annotation, biological process: transmembrane transport. Gene Ontology annotation, molecular function: transmembrane transporter activity. Gene Ontology annotation, cellular component: membrane. The record is from RefSeq and is a predicted model, not a curated record. Bases 194 to 2833 code for a protein of 879 amino acids.